Notechis scutatus (mainland tiger snake) is the source of this 22267-nucleotide messenger RNA. Lineage: Eukaryota; Metazoa; Chordata; Lepidosauria; Squamata; Elapidae. The record is from RefSeq and is a predicted model, not a curated record.
UAGGAUAACAGGGCGCGUCGAAAAGUUUCCGUCUUCCAGUUUGACCACUGAAAUGAAUGUACAGUGAUUACUUCUCCAUAAAAGCAUGGAACCUCUUAAAACUUCAUUGGUAUCUGAAGAACAAACUUCUACAGAGAUUGAUGAUCGACAUUAUUCAUUGCAAGCUAAGCAAGAAGACAUUCAAAAAAGAACUUUCACAAGCUGGGUGAACUCACAACUAGAAAAGCAUCCAUCACCUUCUCUUAUCUUGGACUUGUAUUCAGACAUUGGGGAGGGACAUGUGCUUUUGGAUCUACUGGAGGUCCUUUCCGGACAACAAUUGUCACGUGAAAAGGGAUCGAACACUUUCCAACGCAGAAGCAACAUUGAAAAUGCCUUAACCUUCCUGAAGAAUAGAUCACUGAAACUUAUAAACAUCCAUGUUGCUGAUAUCAUAGAAGGAAAACCAUCCAUCGUGCUUGGUCUCAUAUGGAUCAUUAUAUUGCAUUUUCAUAUUGAAGAAUUAGCCAAGGCUCUUUCUUGUGGAUACAGCCAUUCAUCUUUGGACAGUCCAAGCACUGUGGAUUUAUCACCAGCAAUGAGCCCAACAGCUAGAACUAAUGUCAAAGCAAAGGAACGAUGGAAGAUAUCAGCGAAGAAGGCUGUCCUGCUAUGGGCUAAGGAACAGUGUGACAAGCAUGGGUCUAUCAACGUUGCAGAUUUCAAAUCCAGUUGGAGGAAUGGAUUGGCUUUCUUAGCCAUCAUUCAUGCAUUAAGGCCAGGCUUGGUUGAUGUGGAGAAAGCAAAAGAGAGAUCAAACAAGGAGAAUCUGAGAGAGGCGUUCCAAGUAGCAGAGAAGGAACUCAGUAUACCUCGGCUGCUUGAACCUGAAGAUGUUGAUGUCAUCAGUCCAGAUGAAAAAUCCAUCAUGACUUAUGUGGCUCAGUUUCUCCAGUAUUUUAAAAGUUUACCUGUGGCUGAAGAUAGAAUGCAGGAAAAAAUCAAAGAGACUUUGAGCUGGCUCAAUGCACAGGAAUGCAAGUUAACAAAGUUGCUGACUGAGCUAGAGAAUGCAUCCUUCUACAGGAAGUUUGAAGCAAUGCUAUCAUUUACAGAAGCAUUUAAUGAAGAAAAAAAACCCUUCCUUCCCAUCCUGGAAUCUAAAAGAAAAGGGUCAGAGCUGAAUGAAGAUUACUCAGAGAUGAAGGAGGCAUGGGAUAACCUAUCACAUCAGAUGAAUGAAUGGAAAGCAAAGCUGGACAAUAUGUUACCUCCACCUCUGGAUGCCAUUGAGGCUUGGCUGAAAGAAACAGAGCAGCAUCUGGUACACAACAUACCCAUUUCUCAAGAUCAUUUGAAAGCAACAGCUGCCCUUGAAGAAAAAUUAAGAGCUGUACAGAAUUUGAUGGAAAGUUUUCAACAACAUUUGGAAACCCUCCAGUCCUUUGACAAUAGAGAUAAUGCUGGAAUGCUGGUAGUUCCACCUCAGAAGCUGGAAGAAAUGAGAAAAAGGUUCAGCAAAGUUCAGCUUGAAAAUUUCAGCAUUAUUGUGGAAUACUACUGCUCAUCCAGCUCAGCUGUCUUCAGCGAACUGACAUCUAAACUGAACAUCUGGCACAUCAAGUUUGGAACCAAGGAGACUGUGGAGUUAUUGCAAUUAGAUUGGCAUAAUUUUAUUGAAGAAAAAGGUUUUCCUGGUCAACUAGACACUGCAUUACAAGUAUGCGAAGCACAGAAAAAUAAAAUGAUAAAGGCUCCUAAUUUGGAAAUUGAUCCUGAAGAAAUAGCCAAAUUGUUUAAGAUGACAGAAGUUCAGAUUGCCAAGUGCAGAGAGUACAUUAACAAUGUGAAUGAUACCUUGAAAAAAGUUUUAUCGUCUUGGGCCAUCUAUAUGGAGAACAUCCAGUUGCUAAAACCUUGGCUGGAAGAGACUCGAAAAGACCAUCUUAAGAAGAUCUCCCCAGAAACGUUGGCAGCCUGGAAUUCACGGCAUGGUUCUUUGAACGAAGCUGGAAACUUUUUGAUUGAAUCCAGCAAUGCAGAAGUGGGAUCAUCUGUUUCUGGAGAAUUGAAAAAAUUGAACAGAAAAUGGGCUAAGCUUAUAAAGAAGACAAAGUUUGAAAUGAAAUUGUUGAGGAUGCAAGAGGAAGAAACAAUGUUAAUAACAGAUAAUAAUGGAAAUGUUGAGACUUCUAGGAAAUCCAAUCCAGACAUGUUUAGUAAUCCAGUGGAACCCUCAAAGGAGCUUCCUAAAAUGUGCUUUGAAAAGGCAGAGAUUGUUCCUAUUAGCCUUCAGACAGAUCCAUGUACACCAGAUGAGUUUUCCUCAGAAGAUGAGGACAAGCUAAACUUUGAGAAAGCUCACAAGGAACUUGAAACAAUUGUUCUAAAAGCCAUGCAUCUUGUAGGCCAAAAAACAAUUUCUGAAGAACCACAUUCAAAAUAUGAAGAGGCUUUUAGCAUCUUGGAUACUAACAUUCUUAGCAAGUUUUUGAAAGCAGCAGAACAGCUGAAAAGCAUUUUAUCAGCUCAUGAAAAGGCACUUGUGGAGGAAAGGAGCAAAGAUGUUUGUGAGAGAUGGGAGGCUGCUCGCUGUGAAAUCAUGUCUUAUAUUCACCUGAAAUUGAAAAUUGAAAGAGAGAAGUUCAAUAAGACUUUUUCAAAUCUCAAUAAGCAGAUAAAGAAAGAGAAGAAACUUCUCAAUUCUGGGAAAACCAAAGGACUUAUUGAGGAGCAUGAGGCCUUCUUUUCUCAGCAAGGUAGCCUGGGUGAGCUUAACACUUGCUUGCAAGCUUUGAAAACAAUGAGUGAUAAAAUAACCAAAGUGGAAAAGGAGUCCAAAAUAAAGCUGCCAAUUGCAGAAUAUGAGCAAAAGGAAAAAGAACUUCAAAAAUGCGCAGCAACUAUUUACAAUCAGUUGGUAUCUAGGACUGGCGAUGACCAUUCACCUGAGAAAGGAGAGUUUACAUCUGCUUCAGUCAAUGAAGAGAAGGUAUCAUCUCAGAAUCCUGAAGCUGAAAAGGAUUCAGAAGAUGUUUCUUGUAUAAAAUUGGAAUCAGAAAAGGAAUUGCAAAAUGGCAGACACCACACAGAAAAGUUGGAAAGUGAUGGAGACUUGGCCUUAAAAAAAUUAAAAGAAAGCUAUGACACAGCAAGACAUAAUCUGAAGCUUCACCUAAAGAGCAUCAGGGAGACUAUAACUCCGUCUUUAACUGAUGAUGUGAGAAACAUUUCUUCCCUUAAGAACAAAUUGCAAACACUGGAAGCUUUAGAAAGCAAAGGUAAUUCUUCCUGGAAACUCUUUGAUUCUGUGGCUUCACAGUUAGUAAAGUUCUCAAGUGAGAUGGACUUGGAAGAUUUGCACAAAGAAUGGGAUGAGCUCCAGUUUGCUUUAGAUAAAAGGAUGGAAUCUUUAAAGGCUGCUUUGGCCCUUGUUAUGCCAAUAGAAAAUGAGUGGGUCUUACUCUGCAGAUCAGAAGAACAGCUUUGCAAAAGAGACAUCCCACGUUUUGUGAUGAGUAAAACUGAUCUUCUGUACAAGAAAGCGAAGAAAAUUCAGGCAUCUAUAUCAAAUUGUAUUGAACAAUGCAACAGCCAAGAACUAAAGAGCCCUGCAGGAUGGACAAUUGACCAAAGAGAUAGGCAGGCCAUUGGUUUAAUGAUCAGCGAGUAUAAAAUACAGUUAGAAGAACUGAAUCAAAAGAUACAAGCCAUUGAAACAGUUUUGCAAGAUUUUGAAAGUUUUCUGGCUUCCCUGAGACGUAUUCAAUGUUCUAUGGAUGCCUCUACAUCGCUGAGCUGGUCUCCACAGUCAAUGGAGGAGGUUUCUCACCUGGAGAAAGAGGCCAAGUCUCUAGAUGAGAAAUUGAAGCAACUUCAUAUCUAUUUGGUAGAGGCUGAAAGUGAUAAAAAGAUGGGCUGUGAAGAGUUCGUAGCAGCUUUACUUGUAAAAGAAUUCCCCUCUAUUAGUUCUGAAGCAACUCAGAAUCAAAAGACUGAAGAAUUUUCCUUAAGGAAUAAUGAGCUAUUUAAAAAUCUUCAAGAUAUAUAUGAUUCAAUCAGUGUGAUAGGCUUGAAGGACCCAACAAUUCCUGCUAUUUCACAAAGGUUGAAGUUGCUUGAUGAACUGUGGAAAAAGCUGGAUCGCUGUGCUCCAGAAAUGAAAGCCUUGAAUGAGAUUAGUCAAUUUUCCCAGUUGCCAAAAGCCCAGGAGAAUGAAGUCAGUCAGCAGUGGAAACGUACGCAGGACCUAUGGAAGAAGACUAAAGUUGCCAUUACGGAAAAGCGUGAGUACUGUAAAAGCACAAUGGAACUCUUGAAGCAAUAUCAAAGCUGCAAAACCUGUUUGACUAGCAUUAUUCUGAAGCAAGAAAAUGCCCUAUCACAGCAAGUUUCUUACAUGGGAAAAGAAAACCUGCAGAAGAUAAUUGCUAAGGUUAACAUGGCAAAGGAGGAAUUUAACAGUUACUCUGAAGAUGUUGAUAGAUUAAACCAAAUGUGCAAAAAUCUUCAGUCUCAAGUGAACAAAAUGAAGAGUUUUGAGGAGCCCCCAUUUGAGAAUGAGGCUAAUGCUAUUGUGGACCGAUGGCUGGAUAUCAAUGAGCGGACUGAAAGCUAUUGUGAAAACCUAGAAAGAGCUCUGGCUUUAUGGGACAAGCUUCUUGACUUAUCCAGUUUGAUUGACGAAUGGUCAGAUGAAGUGCAGAAGAACUUAGAAGAUGGGAAUGUGACUGAAAAGAAAUUGGAAGAAUUGGAGGCCGAUGUCCUGUUCCAAGAAAAAGAGUUAGAGAAAUUUGAUACACAGGUGGAUGAAAUUCAGGAUCUUCUUAACAGCAGUGAACCCCCACUUGAACUACAGGUUAUUAAAUCUUCUCUUUUGAACAAAAUGGAGCUAAUAAGAAAGCGUUUACCAAAUAAGUCAGAACCUAUAGAACUCAAGGGCAGUACAACAGAGCUGAAAGGAGACCUUGAUCUUGCCAAGACUCAAAUCGGAAUGACAGAAUCGCUUCUGGAAGCUUUAUCUCCCUCUGAUACCUUGGAGAUUUUUACAAAAUUGGAGGAAAUACAUCAGAAGAUUCUUCAUCAAAAACAACAUGUGAAAUUGCUUCAGAAAGAGACAGGCUAUCUGAACCCUGAUGUUAUUGAGUUAAAGAAGCUGCUGACAAGUAUCACUGACUUAUUUAAUUCAAAAAAACAAAUAUUUCAGGAUCACUUUACAACUCUCUUAAAUUACCAGUGUAAGCGUUUUGAUGAUUGGUUCAGCAAUGUACAGAUCUCUCUGGAAGAGUGUUUUGACUCCUCUGAAACAAAAGAGAUGGCAGAAAAGAAAAUUCAUCAACUAAUAAGUUUCCUAAAUUUUGAAGACAAAGGCAGUGAUAUUGAUGAGGUGAAGACUAUUGUGAACCAGGUAAAAAACUAUUUGCCCAAACCAAAUGUCCAUCAGUUGAAUAACUGGGUGAGGGACCAAGAAGUGGAAUUGCAAAGAAUAAUUUCCAAAUGUCAGGCACGAAAAAUGGAGCUUCACUACUUUCUUCAACAGUUUGCUAGGCUUGAAAAGGACUUUAAGAGUCUGCAGAAGUGGCUAAGGACUCAGGAAGAAAAAUGGAAACAAGUUCAAAAAGAGAAGACAGGACUUGAACAUUUUUAUCAAAUUCUACUCAAACAAAGGGAGUGGUUUGAUUCUUUUGAUUGCCGGGCAAAUUAUUUGAAAAACUCAGGAUUUUUCAAUGAUGAAGCAGUUCUAGAAUCUGCCCAGUUUGUCAGUAAAUACAAGAGGUUGGUUAAUCAUGUACAGAAAACCCUUGGAGUUUCUGAGAUGUAUUGUGUAGAAAGAAAGCAUUUUGAAGAACUUGUCAGGAACAUUUUUUGCUGGGUGGAAAUUCUAAAAAAACCUGUCUUGGAGAUGAGUGCUGAAGAAUCUGAGAUGUCACUGGAAGAAAGGUUGUUCAAAAUCCAGGAGAUUGCUUUGUUGAAAGUGGAGGGCAAUGCUAAAUUGCAAACUAUCAUAGCUGUUGGAGAACAUUUGAAGUGUGACGAUAAGAGCAAGAACCUAGCUAUUGAGCAGAUAGUUUCUGAUGUCCAAAAGAAGUGGGACUCCACUAUUCAUUUGGUUAUUGGCUGUCUGAGGGACCAGGAACAACUCCAGCAUCAAAUGGAACACGUCAAGCAGACAGAAGAUGCCAUCAAUGCAUUGUUUUAUGAAGUAGAGAAGCAGAAGCAAGGAUUAAAUGUUGAUAUUCUUCCCAAUUCACAGCAAGUGCAAAAUCAGCUAAAUAAUUAUUCUGCACUUCUAAAAGAAAUUGAAGGCCUAACACUUCUCUUAAAUGAACUAACGAAGCAGCGCAAUUCUUUGGAGACAUGCACUAAUAGCUUCAGUGCCGAAUCCUUGAUGGCUUUACAGCAUCUCUACAAAUGUCUUCUUUGCCGAUUACAGAAUACAACUAAGCUCUUGGGAGGCUCUGUUGAGGGACACCAGCAAUGUGAAGAGUUGACAACACUUUUGAUAACUUCCCUAGAGGACUUGUGGGAGCCUAUGGGUGCAGAGCAAAACCAGGUACAGUAUGAUAUUCUUUGUCAAGCUGAAGACAGACUACAGGAGGUUGUUGCUCUAAUGGACUCCAUCAGUUUGGAACAGACACGUGUGAAAGAUGAGAUAGAUGCACCCCAAAUUAAGCCGAAGCAUCUUAAAACUAAAUAUGGACUUGAGCAUGAGACUGAGGAUAUCCACCGUGAUAUACUCAAAGAUAAAAAGGAGAUGGAUAAUGAAACAACAAACAGAGAGAAACUGGUAAUUUCUAGCAUCCCCUUUGCUCCCCAAGAGGAAAAUUCCUUCAGAGUGAAAAAUCAACUGGAUAGAGAAGCUCCAGAAUUAUUUCCAGAAUGGUUUACAAAUAAAGUACAGUUACCAAGCUCCUUAGCACUUGGAUAUGAGGAGAGAGCAGCUGCCGUUACUGGGGAAUUGAAAGGCAAUUUAAUGGAAGCCCACAAUUUCCAAAGUUCAGCAAGCCAGUGUGCAAAGCAGCGGCGGAAAUCAGAGCAAAUACUGGCGGAUGAUUAUCCCAAUGAAUCUCCGCAACAGCAGCAAGGCUAUCAAAAGAAAUUGCAAGCAACAUGUGCCUGGUCAGAAAUGCCUCAAACCAUUUUGCCGUUAAUGAACGGAAAGCAGGGUUAUCUCGAAGACGAAGCAAUUGCUGAGUAUGCUAAUCUGGAACAAAAGAUCAACAAAGUGAAGAUUUGGACUGCAGAGUUAGAUAUUGCGUUAAUGAAAGAUCAACUGAGAGAAAUGGAGGAUUUGUGUCUGCAGCUAGAAAAGAAGAAAGCCCAAGCUUUGUCAGUGUGGCCAGAACACUCAACGGUGACAGAAGAAAGUCAGCCAAACCACCAUGUUACUUCUUCCAGUUGGGACGGACUCCUGCAAGAAUUAAUGGCUGCUAAAGAAGCCAAGCAGAAUCAGUUUAAUUUAGUCAAUCGCUACCAUGAAUGUCUUGCUACUGUUCAGUCUUCAAUGAAACAUUUAUUAGCAGAAAAAGAAAAGAUAUAUACAAGGGGGCCUGUGGAAGACACAGUUCUUCUAGACAAUUUGAACAAAUUGUUGGCUUCUCUACAAAAAGAAAAUAGUCUUUUAGACAAGCUGAAAACUGAACAAGAAAAUCUUUCUAGACAUCUGUCCACUCUGGACAGAGAAUUAGUGCAAAGCCAAGUGGAUCAAGCAGAGCAGUGGUGGAAACAAAUGGGGGACUGUCUUCAAAAGAAGCAGUUCUGUGUUGCAGCAGAAAUGGAUGAGUUUAAGCUUUUCAUGGACAAAGCAGAGGAGCUCCAAAGAUGUUUGCAACAGCAACAUGAUUUGCAAACAGGCCUGAGUGCUCCUGGUACAGAAGAGCAUCCAUGCCCUAUCUCGAUUCCUUUAGAAUUGCACAUCCUUAAGCGAAACAUUUCUUUAUUAAAAAGAAAUGCAGAAGUACAGAUGAAAAGAAUGUGGAGCAAUCCAGGAAAAACAGCCUUAGACAACACAAUAAAUGAUCUUCAGAGCCAGGUAGAAGAAUUGGAGCAAAUAACCCCUAAAGAGAAUGUCCAAAUAACUGAUAGUCAUCCCCAGACAUAUGAAAUAAGGAAAGAGAUAGAAGAUGCCAUUUUGGGGAACAAAAUUUUAAUGCACCAUCUUGAUGAGAGGGUAGCACUCUUUCCAGAUGAUCUCCUCUCACAAAUUAAAUGUUGUACGGCUGUAAUCAGUGAUGCUAAAGAAAAAGAGCCAACUUUUAUAAGGCUAGCAGAUGAAGCCCAGCAUGUUGCUUCUCACAUGCCAUCAAAGGAGAAUUCUGCACUUAGCAUCCUUUCACAUGAGUUGCAAACUGGUUACCAAUUCCUUAUUUUGAAAUCGUCUCAGAAGUUACAACAGCUGGAAUCUCAGCUUGGAAAAAGGGAAAAACUUUUUGCAAAUAUAGAGAAAUUUGAAGCACAACUUCAGAAGAUCAUGGCAGCAUCUAGCUUAGAUAUUGAUAAAACAAAUAUAAAGUCUGAAUUUGACCACAUGCAGAAUCUUUUAGAAAAGACUCCCAAGAAGGUCCAGGAGAUGGAAGCCCUUGUAGAUGCAAUCUGCAAAGAUUCAUCUGAAGGAUUAAAUGCUUUUGAGCAACUGUUUUUAAAUGAUUGUUUGAAAAGUCUGAGAAGUAGAGCAAAGAGGGCCCAUAGGGUAAUUCAAAUUAAGGGUCGUUUAGCACAACACAAAAUGGGUGCCUAUCAAAAAUUCUCAGAAGAGAUAAGGGCCUUACAGCAGGAUCUAAGCAAUUUUCAUUUUGAUGAGCUGGAACUAAGUCCAGAUGAGUUACUGUCUAAGAAUCAAGUCAUAAAAGAUAAACUGAAUAUGUUUAAAGAGAGAACUUUAGCCAUCCAGUCACGUUUAUCAUACCUGGACCAAUACCAGGAGUUUUGGAAAUGGCUGGAUCCGAAAUGGGAUACAUCACCACUUGUUGAUCUGAAAAAUCAGUUCUGCAAAGCAAAGGAUAACCUUGACAAGAGAGGUAAAUGUCUGAAGAAUUUAUUUGCAGAAUAUGACAGGCAUCAGAUAGUCCUAAGUGAGAUUGAAGCUAUAGUAUCUAGUAUUCAGAAAGAAUGUGGUGAUUUAAAAGAUCUUACCAGUUCUACUCCUGAAGCCAAUCUGAUAUUGGGGAAAAAAUUGAUGUGGAGAGUUGAACAUGCCAAAUAUAUAACUCAAGAAGCAUUCAAGCUAUUCAAGAAAAAUAAGUCAUUUAGUGUCUCUCUCAAAAAGGCCAACAUGCAGCAAAUAAAGUCCUUAGAUGCAAAAAUAGAUGGGCUGGAACAAAUUACCUGUUCUGCGAUAGUAGCUAAUCAAGAAAUAUGCAAGUACAAACAAGGUUUCCAGAGUAAGCUGGGCCACAGUUUAAGGACUUUAAAGCAAAUUCAAUCUGAGUUCCAGCAGCCUGUCCUACUUGACUUGAAAAUUCAAAUGAUUCCCUAUGAAAUGAUGUAUUGCAAAGUGCUUAAAGGUGCUAUAGAGGCAGAAAUUCAUGCUGCUGAAGAUACAAUAACUAAAGAGAAAUCAUCUACAAAACAAAAAUGCCUCCAUUCUGAGAGUUUAGAUAAAGAAAUAGAGGAAUUCCAAAAUCUGAAAAUACAACUGAAAGCAGACUUUGCUAAAUACACAGAGGCUUUAGAUGAAGCUUUUAAAAUGGUGAAGUUUUACAACAAAGCUGUCGAAAAAUCUGCAGAUCUCCUCAGUCAGUGUGAAGCCUUUCUUUCCAUUCCAUUGCUUGAUUUACCUAAACUAGAAGAAUCUCGUCUUGACUUUGCCAAGAAACAAGAAGAAUCCGAGUCUGCAAAGGCUGAAGUGGAGGCAUUAACCUCUACUCUGAAAAAGUCAAUUAAAUCAAAAGCCAAACUUCAGAUGGAGAAAACACUUGAUGAUCUAACUGCUAAGAAUUUGAUUAUAAAAGAGCAGAGCCAAAAGAGAAAUUCUUACAUACAGAGGUAUAUGGAAAAAUAUCACAGUUUCAAAAACUCCAAAGAGAGGAUAUGUGAUGAGCUUAACAAUGCAGAAAAAAUGCUUUGGAAGUAUUUGUACUAUAUUCCAGUAUCUUACAAAGAUUCUUUAGUACAUUCAGAACAAAGCAAGAUGCUAUUGUCCCAAUUACUUUCAACCAAAGAGGAGCUAAUGAAGUUGAGACGAGACUCACAGUCUCUAAGCUUGAUGUGCAAAGAAAACGAUGGAGGGUUGAUUGCACCCAUUGUAUCAAUGCUGUGGCUGAAAUGGCUCUGUUUGUUCAAUAUCACAAAAGAAUGGGAAGGCAAAUGUGAAGAACAGAACCAAGAAUGGAAAUCUGUCAGUGAAGAACUGGAACGAGAAACAAUUAUUCUAGACAGUCUUCAAGAAGAGCUGCCUGAGAGCCUCCAAGACAAACAGCAAGCAACCAAAGAAGAACUGGAAGAACUUCUGGAAUCCGCAAGCAAUUAUAUAGAAAAUUUGGAUACUGAGAAAUUAUUGCUACGCUUAAUACUUUGCCGAUUAAGGUACAUUUUGAGUGUCCCUGGGAGUUCGCCUGGAAAGGAAAGCCUUCCUAUUGUCUGUGAAAUUCAAAACAUGCAGCAACGAACAGAAGAGCUCUGUCAAAAGGCUCAAACAGAAAAAGAGGCCACGCAAUUCGAGAUGGUAUCCCGGACUGAGUGCAAUGAAGAACUGAAAGCUAUGAAGACUUCAUUACAGGGCAUCAUAUCCCAACUCUGUGGCAUAGAUUUGGAAACCCCUACCGAAAAGGCAUUGAAACUUGAGGAGAUUCAGAGAGUAGUUGAUAGCAAGAAGCAGAUCAUGGACAACCUACAAACCAAGUUCACUGAAAUAUAUAGAACAGUCCCAGUUGGUAUUGAAGAGCAUUUGGAAGACUGCAAGGAAAUGUUACAUGACCUGGAAGAAAAGGUCAGCACAGAAUUUCUGAAAAAUUCUCCUCACUACAAUACAGAGAAAAAAAUAGAAGACAUUAACAAAGGUUUGCAAGCCAUUGAAAAUAUGUUACAUCAAAAGAGUGAGAACAUUGCAAAAGCAAAAGAAGUUCAGAAGAGAAUCUGGGAUUUGAUAGAUCUUUGGCAUUAUAAAAUGAAUGAACUGGAUUCAGAGGUUCAAGAUAUAGUGGAGCAAAAUCCCCACCAGGCUCAAGAAUUGCUAGAUCGAUUGAUGAUACCCCUGCAACGAUACCAACACGUUUCACAGCAUGCUGAGCGUAGAACUACAAACUUGAACAGGGCUGCUAGCAAGUUGGAAGAAUGUGAUGAGCUCCUGAAAAGCAUUAAGGUUUGGCUUGAAAACACCAGCCGCCUCUUAACAGAGGAAGUGAAAAGUGAUUCUGCAAAAGCUUUGAAUAAACAUGCCAGUGCGCUUGAGAUGGCAUUAGAAGAUUCACAACAAAAGCAAAGUAUUCUUAGUGCCAUUUCCCCAGAACUGAAAGAAUUGUCCCCUUUAAUUGAAACUGACAGUAUGGUGCAGGAAUUGACAGAAGUAAAUGAGCAAGUUAAAGCCUUACAGCAAAAGAUAAUGGAAAUUCUUCCAUGUAUUCAGCAUUUGGCUGAUGAUGUUGAAGCUAUUGAAUCUGAAGUGAAAACAAUGGAGAAGGACAUAGAAAAAAUAAAGACAAUAUUGUCCCCCUCUGAAGACACAUUUGAUCUUUCUCCUAAGGAGCAUCUUAAACAUUGUAAGGUUAUAUUGACCCACAUCUGCCCCAUGAAGAAGGCUGUGGUUGAAAUGCAAUCCUAUAAAGCAAAAUUGAGAUUGACUGACAUGAGAAUGCAACCUCUUUCAGUAUUCCAAAGAACUAAACAGCUUUUGAAAGAGCUGAAGGUUCUAGAAAGACUCACAGAGAAACAGAACACUCUACUUGAGCCAAUUGUAAAAGAAAUAGAAGAAUUCGAGCAGCGAAUUGACUUCCUAAAGCAAAGCCAAUUCCCAAAGACUAAUUUAGAUGAAUUGCCCUCAGAAAAUCUGUGGCCGGUUCAAGACCACACCUUCCUCAAGGAUGAGGAGGUGGAAAAAGUAAAGCAACAGAUUGCCCUAUUAUGCCAACAGAAAGAAGAUAUUCUAUCAGCUAUGAAGAAUGCCUUGGUGGAACUUCAUCAGAAUCAAGAACCGCCAGAAACUGAGGACAGUGACUUAGAAUCACCAGAGGAAAAUGGAAAUGCUGUUGAGUUGCAGCCCAAAAAGCGAGGCUCCCUGGCUUUUUUACCUUCCUUGGUUGAGGAAGCAGAAGACAAUUCAUUCCACAAUGAAGAGGUGGAUACUGAUACCACAAAGGUCAUGUCCAGUGAAGACUCUCUUGACAUUCCAACCAAGGGCAAAUCUUCCACCCAACUCACCAACCCUCCCGAGUGCUUAUGGAGAUCACUGAGCAACACAAAGGCAAACAAGGACACGGUUAACGAGCCGGCUCAGGUCCUCCAUGUGUGCCAGGCUCAGAUUGCUGAGCUGGAGCUGUGGCUCGAUCAAGUUAAAGAGUCUCUAGGAUCGGAGGCCCAGAUCUGUCAAAUGCAGCAGUUGGUGGACCAGCAUCUUGCUGCGUGCCAGGUGAUGUUAACAGAAAUUGAACAGAAAGUCAUGUGGUUAUUGGAGGAGUGCAAAGGCACAGCCACUACCAAUAGCUCAGGCCUUGAACAAGAAACAGAGAACCUUUCCUUGAACCUUAAAAAUGUGAAGUGCAAGUUGGAAAAAGUCCAGCGCAUGCUCCAAGAGAAAUACACAGAAGAACAGAUGAGCACUAAUGAAGAGACCUCUGUCAACUUCCCACAGCCACUUCAUUUGGAUUCCUCUAGUUCAUUUCCAAAUGAGACCUCAGAGAGACCUCUGUUUAUUAGACCAAAUGGUUUUCAGUAUAAACAGGAACUGCUGUUAAAGCUGUCUGAGCAAGACAAUCUCAUUGACUUCCUAGAAGUAUACAUGGAGAAAACUCAGCCUCAACCUAAGCUCAACAGAGUUCUGGGACUACAAACAAGCAAUGAGGCAGUCAGUUCAGGAAAUGAGCCUCUUAGAUUGACUCCAAAGGACCAAACAGGUGAUAAAUGGCAAUAUUUACAAGAAGAACUGCUACUCAAGAAGAAUGCUCCUCACUGUCAAUUGGAUGAACUUCAGAUCUCUACCAAAAUAAAUAUUCUGCCCCUGGGUGCUACAUCGAGUGUGAGAACUCCAACCAUUGAGGAGCUAAAAACAUACACAGCACAGCUUGACAAUCUAAGCCAGGAAGCUUCUAUUCAGGUACAGGAAAAUGAAACAGGAGAAAAUCCAUUAAGUCUGGAUGGGAAACUCUUUGAGUUGUUUCUGGCAAUCAGCCGCUGCCUGAACAACAUGGAACAGAUGUUGGGCACCUGUGUACUGUCCAGUGAAGAAGCUCCUGUACAGCAAGUGCUUUAUGAGACACUCUCUGCAGAACUACAGAAACUUCAUACAGAUAUUGGAGAUAAGAAGGACGAUCUUCUGAAAUCCAUCACCUCUGCUGGUGGAAAUUCUGAGAGAUUCUCCCAGUGUUUUAGCAACUUGCAGGCAUGGCUCCAAUUGACACAAACAACUGCUGCUUCUAGAAGCGAGUCUAUGAAAACUGAAAUGGACCAUUACAUCAAUUAUCAGAAUGAAAUCAGGCACUUGUAUGAUGCAUUGAUUGAGAAAAAAUCCUCUUUGCAACAGUUUUUCAGUGAAAUGAGUGGGCAUAAUAUUUCUAAGCAAUUCCAGCAGAUGGAUGUCUUUGAAUCGGAACUGCAAAAUUUUGAGACACAGGCAGUUAAACUAAGAGAUCGUGGAGAAAGAGUUCAUUGGCCAGUUGCUGUAACCCACGACGUGUAUAAACUAGAGGAGGUGCUGGAUGACCUCUGGGAAUUCCUAAGAGUCAAACAGAAGGAACUAAAUUCUUCAUUCAUUAAGGAACAACAGUGUGAAUUUUUGUUACAAGGAUUUGCAGAGCUUAUAGAUCUUGGGAAAAAGAAACUUGUUCAUCUUUCAAAGCUGAAAAUUACCAGUCGAUCUGAUUUAGAUUUACACUUGCAAAACCAUAAGAGCUUCUUCUGUAAACUGAACGACCAUAUGCUUCUUGUACAAAAAGUGGCAGCUUCAAUAUUACAAAACAGGGAGAAAUACUGGAAGGAUAUGGUAGAGAAGAUCAAAUCAUUAGAAGAAGAAGCUAUUCAACAAGGAACCCAUUUGGAAAAGGUUUUACAGGACUGGAUGGCAUUUGAUGAGAACUACGUUUCAUUCUGCCAAAAGCUGGAAGCACUUUCACCCACAAUGCCUUUUGUGGCUUUAGUGGAAGAGACAGAAGAAAGAAUAAUGGAAAGGACUCAUCUCCUCCAGGAAAUCCAAAAGAACAUUGAAGGGGAACAGGCUAGAUAUUAUCAAAUAGUGAAAGAAGGGAAAAAUUUGACAGAACUUCUGAGAUGCCCAGAAUUGCAAUCCAAGAUUGAGAAGCUGGAACAUCAGUGGGCAUCUUUUUCCCAAAGAGUUGGCCAUGAACUACAAAGACUUGAGACAUUGCACAAACUCUUGUCCAGUUACAACAAAGAUACAAAGGAGCUCAAUGUCUGGUUGGAAUCUGCUCAGCAAAAUGUGAACUAUUGGAAGGAGCAGUCUCUCAAUGCAUCUCAAGACCAGAAUACUGUCAGGAACCAUAUUCAGAGUUUGCUUGAAUUCUCUAAAGAAGUUGAUAAUAAAUCUUCCUUGAAAUCUUCUGUCAUAAGUACCGGAAAUCAGCUGUUGCUUACUAAGGAAUCUGAUGAUGCAAAAUUGCGCUCAGCUUUGGCAGAGUAUGAGCAGAGAUGGACCAACCUGGUUGUUCAAUUACCAGGUAUCCAAGAGAAGUUUCACCAGCUCCAGAUGGCAAAAUUGUCAUCUUAUGAAGCCAUCACAGAACUGAAUGCCUGGAUGAAUUGCAUUGAUCAGCAAAGAAGAGAUGAGGUUGUAAUUAAUUUGCAAAGUUCUGCCAGCUUGAAAGGACUUCUUAGGAGGUACAAGGAGUAUGUGAUGGAAAUGAACUUUAAACAAUGGAUAGUUGAUUAUGUGAACCAGUCACUACUACAGUUGACACCUUGUGAUGUUGAAAGCAAGCGUUACGAGAGGACGUCAUUUGCAGAAUGUCUUGGGGAAUUGAAUAUGAAUUGGCACCAUUUGCAAGGGACUCUGAAUGAAAAGAUAAAGGAGUUGGAGCACGUUUUGGAAUCUGUUGUUAAAAAUGAAAACAAAGCACAGUCUUUGGGCAGCUGGCUAGAAGCACAAAGCAGAAGGCUAAAACACUUGAAGAGCCCAGCAAGUUCUAUUCUUGCACAGGGCACGUUAAAAGACUGCAAGGUGUUAGAAAAUCAGCUUGCUGUGAAGUCUAAGGAAGUGGAUCAACUGAAAAACAAUCUCACAGCUUUAAAGGAUUGUGCUGAUGCUGCCAAGAAAAUAGAGUUCGCCAAUUUGGCUGAAAUGAGAAGUAGCAUUAUCAAUCAGGUUGCACAGCUUAAGUCUUCUACCGAGUCUGCUUUAGAGUGCUGGAAGACUUACGAUGAAGCUUGGGAUGAAAUCAGGCUGAUGCUUGCAAAUGCUGCGUAUUGCCUGGAGCAUAGCAAGAAUCCUUUCAUUACAAUGAAGUCACUGAAAAAGCAAGUGGAAGAUCUCCAGUCCCUUCAAGAUAAAGCUGAGGGAAACAAAGAAAUCUGGGCUAGGCUCCAGACUGCUGCUGAUAACUUGAAGAAAGUGUGUGAUCCCUCAUUCUCAGAGAUUAUUGAACAAAAACACGAGGAGGCACGCACAAGGUGGAUAUUGACAAACCAAAAUAUUGAAGAGACACUACAAAAAGCUCAUGCGCAUUUGAACUUGUGGGGAUUCUAUACAGAGGUUUCAGCAAAACUAGACAAAUGUGAAGAACAGUAUGAUUCCCAGUUGAUGCCUGAUACAGUCUCAAGCUGCACAAUGGAUAUUCUUAAGGAGAAGGCAGAGAAUAUAAAAAGACUGCAACAUGACCUUCAAGACAUCAAAGAAUAUUAUCUUCAGGCUUCUGAAUCAGGCGAUAGUAUAACUCUGUUAGCUGAACCAGAAACACAGAACCUUCUUCAGGAGAAACUCCAGCUACUUCAAAGGAUCUCCUAUCUGGAAAAGAUGCUACAGAUGAAAGCAGAUGUUUAUCAAUAUGGUCUUUUACAAAUGGAGAAUUUUGGGAAUUCCUUGAAAAAACUGGAAAAUCAUGUUAAAAAUUCCACAGAAAUACUGGACAAUUCAUGUGAAAGCAAUAAAAAUUUGGAGCUACUCAUGAGCCAGUUAUUGAGUCUUACAUCUUUGUCUCCUGAAAUGGAGAGCUUGAAUGAAGUCAGCUUUAGAUUGCCACUCUGUGACUUCACUGUAAAGAGAUUACAAAACCUUAAUCGGCAGUGGACUCAGAAAACCGCUCUAGUUCUGGAGCAGUGCAGUGAACUGCAGAAGGAUCAAUCAGAUGACAAGAAUUUUCUUCAGCAAUGUCAGAAUUGGGUGCAGUUUCUAGAGAGAAUGAAAGAGAGUCUGAAAGAGAACAUGCCGGCUACACUUGAGAAGCUGCAAGAACAGCAGAAAGAAUAUGAGAGAUUACAAACAGAGAUUUCCAUUAACCAGCAAAUUUUCAGUUGCCUUGUGUCAAAAGCUCUGAAUAUGUUGGAAUCAGAAGAAGCAGAAAACAGAACUGAGUUUAUCUCCAGGCUCACUCUGCUGAAGGAGCAGUGGCAGAGUGCAAUGCGGAUGGCCCAUCGGAAGAAGAUUCACAUUGACAGCCUUGUAAAGCAGUGGCAAAAAUUCACAACCUUACUGCAAGAUCUCACAAAAUUCCUCAUGGACACAAGCAGCUACAUAGCUGCUGUGAAGAGCCAGGAGAAAUAUCGCUUGGAUCAAAUUAGGAACCUGAAUCACAAAUUCAAGAAUAAGAAAAUACUUCAAAAGAGGUGGCAAACCAGAUAUUCUUUAAUCUUGGAUACUGGGGAAAAGUUACUUGGCAUGGUAGCCCCUGAAGCAAAGGCUGCCAUGCAGCUGGAGAUGAACAAGUUGCGAGUUAAUUGGGACAACACACAAUUUCAGCUGGAGAAGAUUACCAGGCAAUUUCAGGACACCAUACAGACCUGGGAGAACUGUGAAAGCCAAGUGAAGGAUCUGGGUCAUGUUUUGCUGGAGCUCAAAGGAAGCAUAAACAAACCUCUUCCUAUAGAACAUGAUGCAUUGCCAGAAACCUUGGAACAAGUAAAGGUGCUGGAGAAAUCACUCACCAACUGGAACCAAAAUGCAAAAGAACUUGAUGCAAAAAAGGUGAAACUGGCUCAAUUUAUCCUCCCAGAAGAUGUGAUGGUGUUGAGAGAACAAACUGAACUUUUACACAGCCAGUGGGAAGAACUCUGCCUCAGAGUUUCUCUACACAAGCAAGAUAUCGAGGAACGACUCAAUGCCUGGAUUGUGUUCAAUGAAAAAAAUAAGGAGCUGUGUACUUGGCUGAUGCAGAUGGAAGAAAAAGUCCCUCAGUCAGCAGAUAUCAGUAUUGAAGACAUGAUAGACAAGCUGCAAAAGGAUUACAUGGAGGAAAUCAAUCUAUUUAAUGAAAGUCAACUAGUUCACUUCAAGCAAAUGGGCAAUCAGCUGAUCAAGUCUAGCAACCAAAGUAGAGGGGCUGAAAUUGAAGAGAAACUCAACAAAAUUAAUGACCGCUGGCAACACCUCUUUGAUAUCAUCGGAGGACGAGUGAAGAAGUUGAAAGAUACCUUUGCUUUCAUACAACAGCUGGACAAAAAUAUGAGUCAUCUUCACACAUGGUUGGCACGCAUUGAAUCUGAGCUUUCUAAACCUAUUGUUUAUGACAUCUGUGAUGAUCAAGAAAUACAGAGGAGACUUGCAGAGCAGCAGGACCUGCAAAGGGACAUUGAACAGCACACAGCAGGUGUGGAAUCAGUCUUCAAUAUAUGUGAGAUCUUGCUGCAUGAUUCUGAUGCCUGUGCCAAUGAGACUGAAUGUGAUUCAAUCCAGCAGACAACAAGGAGCUUAGAAAGACGGUGGAGAAACAUCUGUGCCAUGUCUAUAGAGAGGCGGAUGAAGAUUGAGGCAACUUGGCGACUAUGGCAAAAGUUUUUGGAAGAUUACUCUCGUUUUGAAGUUUGGUUGAAAACAGCAGAGAAAACCGCAGCUUAUCCCAACUCUUCAGAGAUUUUGUAUGUAACAGCCAAGGAAGAGUUAAAGAAAUUUGAAGCAUUUCAGCGGCAAAUUCAUGAACGACUAACCCAGCUGGAAUUAAUCAAUAAGCAAUAUCGGCGGUUGGCCCGUGAGAAUCGCACUGAUUCAGCUAACAAGCUCAAGCAGAUGGUUUAUGAGGGUAAUCACCGAUGGGACAAUCUUCAGAAACGUGUCACAGCAAUUCUCAGGAGACUUAAGCACUUUACCAGUCAGUGGGAAGAAUUUAUGGGAACAAAGGACAACAUCAUCCUGGUGUGGUUAACAGAAAUGGAUCUGCAGCUGACAAAUGUGGAACAUUUCUCAAAGAGUGAUUUUGAUGACAAAAUGCGGCAGCUUAAUGGUUUCCAGAGGGAAAUAAUGCUAAACACCAGUAAGAUUGACCAGCUGAUUGCUUCUGGGUUGUAUCUGAUUCAAAAAAGUGAACCAGAGGAUGCCAUUAUACUCGAAGAGGAACUAGAAGAAUUUUAUAGUUACUGCCAGGAAGUGUUUGGCCGAGUAGCUCGAUUCCACCAGAGACUGAUAUCCUGGCAUCCAGGACUGGAAGAUGAAAAAGAGUCUUCAGAAAACGAAGCUGAUUCAGACCACGCAAGGGGGAUGGAAGUUGAUCCUUGGCCAAAGAAGACAGUUCCGGAGGGGCCACCAUCGCAGCAGUCUCUCUGCCACCUCAUACCUACUGCAGGGGGUCCUGAGAGGUCUGGCUGUGAGACCCCUGUCAGCGUUGAUUCCAUUCCACUGGAGUGGGACCACACCGGAGAUGUGGGAGGAUCUUCCUCCCCUGAGGAUGAGGAAGAGGAUUCGUUCUUCAGCGCACUCUCAGAUGUAGAAAUCACUGAACAUCCUGAGGCAUAUCUUAAAAUGACCACAAAAGCUUUGAAAGCAGCUUCUGGGAAAUCUGCUGAAACUCACAUAUGGCAUCCUUCAGAACACCCAGUUUGUCGAAAGCAUUCGUACAACCAGGAAGAGACGGUUAGAAGUGUCUUAUCAAACAAUGAGGAUUCCAGCACAUCCUACAAACCAGGCAACGUGAUACCACUGAGCACUAGGAGUGUGGAUGACAUAAAAGACAUUUCUAGGAUCUUGCCUAGUAAAGAUUCUCAAAAUAGCCAGAACUUCAUUAGUGUCUCAGGCAUAGAGAAACAGCCAGGGACUAUUGAAAGAUGGGAACUCCUUCAAGUUCAAGACCUAAGCAACAAGCUGAGAAUGAAGCAAACGUGGCAGCAGUGGCAACAGCUGAAUGCUGACCUUACCAACAUUGAUAUUUGGCUUGAUAAAAUGGAAGAGGAAAUGGAGGGGUUGCAGGAGGAAGAACCACAACCAGUGAACAGUAUUCAGGCCAUAGACCAGAAAGUCAAGAAACUGAAGGAUAUGCUUAAAGCCUAUAAUAACUACAAGGCCCUUGUACUGUCUGUUAACCUGACAAGCAAAGAUUUCAAGCAAACAGAUAGCACUGGAUACAAGGAGCUUCAGAACAGACUUCGUCGGGUAAAUUUACGGUGGGAAAAGGCAAAUAUUUUACUGGAAAACUGGAAGAAGAAUUUACAGAAAGCUCUGAUUCAUUGCCAGGAUUUUCAUGAACAGAAUCAGAAACUGCUGCUGUGGCUGGCUGCUGCAGAGACACGGAGACACCAAGCACAAGUUAAGGAGCCAACUGCUGAUCCUCACAGAAUACAGGAAAGUCGAAAGGAAUUAAUGCAACUGGAAAAAGAGCUUCUGGAACGGCAGCUCCAAGUAAAUAAUCUACAGGAAAUUGCUGAAUAUUUGCUUGUCAAACCUGACGGAGAAAAAUAUAUUGAAGCUAAUGAGAAGGUCCAUGUUAUUGGGAAGAAGCUUAAACAGCUUCUUGAAGGAGUUUCAUGUGACUUAAAGGCCUCACAAGGAAGACAGGAUGUAAGUACAUUUCAGGUGAAUGGGGAAGAAUUGGAUUCUGGAAGCUAUCAUCAAUUACCAGAGAAAUCUCCCAUUUCUAAAAAUAAGGUUGAUGAAAAGAAGAUCCUGCAGAGUAAUACCAGCAGCAAUGUUAGGAUGGGGGAGAAGGAAGAGACCAAUUCAUUUGCACCCAAGAAGCAUGCUUUCUUCUGUCGUGUCCUUCGAGCAGCAUUACCUUUACAAUUGUUCCUCCUUCUCUUGUUGCUUUUGGCCUCCUUGAUCCCCGUCUCAGAAGAAGACUACAGCUGUACUCAAACCAACAACUUUGCUCGUUCUUUCUACCCGAUGCUACGAUAUAUUAAUGGACCUCCACCAAUUUAAAGACAUUCAAUUUUUUAGUUAAUAUUUUCUAUGGAGUCCUCUUUUUAUGCUGCUAGAGUUUGUCCAGAAUUUCAGUUCCUUAGUAACUUCAACCAGGGCUUAGGAGGCACUGAUGAGUAACACUGACAAUAUUAUGUGGAGAUCUCUAUUGCACUCAACAGGAACCAAUCUAGGAGGCUUCAGUUCAUCUUCUGAGUACAUGCUAUUGCUUCUCAUCACUGAGAUAGCAAUCUCUUAGCAAUUUCAGUACUUGGAUUGGGUGGGUAAGAGCUGUUAAUUACUUAGAGCUUUGUACAGGAAAGCUGUUUCUAUAUAUUUUCAAACUAUACGCAAUGUACUUUAUAUUUUUUGCACAGUGUGUGAUCAAUCAGUGAUCUUCAUGCCAGAAAGAACUGGUGAACACAGAAUUUACAAGACUGUGUCUUGUUGUCAUUAAAAUAAUUUCUCUAAUCAAAGAUAAAUGCAUAAUCCCCUAGAAGAUCUACUGCAUAAGCCCAAUUAUAACAGGUAGAAGCUAGAGUUGCACAACAGCAUGGCUGCACUAUUCUGUCUUUUCUCUUUGUUUUGGUGAGUCUUGCAGAAAACUUCCUGGUGGAGUGAACCCAUCAUUUUUAAUGUAAAAAAAGAACUCCUUUUUCAGGUGGUACUUUGCAUGCAGGGAGAUCUCUUUCUGAAUUUUGCUAUUUUAGUGGAAAAACAACUUCAAUUUUUAAAAUAUUUGUUAUACUUUAGAAUUUUAGGAAUCUUACCUAUUCAGUUCAUGAAUAUGUAUGUUUCCCAGAUAGAUUUUUAUAGUGCUUAGAUUUGUCUACUUUGAUGUCUCCUUUUGUACGGUUUUUAUAAAAAGAAAUGAAAAUGCUACAUGUAGGUAGCCUUUAUUGUUUAUAGAGGUUUUUUAAAGAAAAAAUAAUUAAUGUUGAUUAUCUCACACACAAACAAAUGGAUUUUGUGGACAUACAGCUUUUUAAUCAAACCCAUUUAUGUUUAAUUUUCUUUGAAUAACAUACAGUAAAUCAGAAAUGAUUUAUGCACGAUGAUUUAAGCAUCAUUCCUGUGGCUAAGACAGCCGUAUACUGUAUAUAUGCACUGAUAAUAUUUGGGCCUUUAUUUUCUUUCUCUCUUGAUUCUAAGAAUUAGCAUAUAACAUUCCUGGACAAUUCUGAUAAUGAAUUACAGGAAAUUGCAGAUCCAAAUCAGUGUCUAGUAGCUCUUUUUCUGACUUACAAAAUAAGCUCAUGGAAGCUUAUUUAUGUUCGCCCCAAAAGGUGUGACCAAGUUUCUGAUUUUUUGACUAUCAUAGAUUAAUGGAGCUCUUCUUCUCUAAUGUCUCCAAUGGGGAAAUUACAGGGAAUUAACAUAAAUAAAAAUAAAAUACAUGCUGGAUCUUGAAAUGGGAGAGAAGGAGGGAGGACUAAAUGGAGAAAGGAGAGGUUUGUCUUAUGGAGACCUACGAUGUGCCUUCCAUACACAGACAACUCCUAUUAGCUUUAACUGAUAUACAACAUCUCUUUUUGCAAAGGCUCCAUAUCAAUGACUACCAAAGGGAUUUAUGAAUUGAGGAGGUAUCAAGAAAGGGCCAUUGUUUUCUUGUCACUGAUUCAGGGCUUCCUGCAAAUCUUUGCUCAGUCUUUUUUGAAAAUAGAACACUGGGUUAGAUGCCUUCCUAACUUCCAAGUAGGAUGCUGCCUCAUCAGUGAGAGUCAUCACAUUUAAAAUGAAGUCGAAUUCAUCGGUUGAAAAAAUGAUUUUAUUUAAAUCAAAAAUACACUGCUUCUGUGUACAAUUCAAUCAUGUUUUCCUUAUUAAAAUUCUGCUGUUUAUAGUAAUUCAGCCUUUAUCUCAAUACUU